Messenger RNA from Colletotrichum phormii, 1793 nucleotides. RefSeq lists its product as uncharacterized. The record is from RefSeq and is a predicted model, not a curated record. NCBI's taxonomy places the organism in Eukaryota, Fungi, Ascomycota, Sordariomycetes, Glomerellales, Glomerellaceae. The coding region runs from base 492 to 1505 and encodes 337 amino acids. The transcript has a single exon.
GUAUCAGUCCGGCCUCUCGUCUAUCUCAAGAGCCUGUGCACACACUCUCUGUCCACGCUUCGAAUGGCAGCUCAGGAUGGACAGAUGGCCCCGCCUUGACAAUCAUGUAUCUUUGAAAUCUAACCUCUGUCUGCCGCAUUUCUACUGAGGACCAGAUCUCAGAUCUACCCGUUCAUUGCCGUUACCGAACCGACUCGGCCGAGUCAAGCCUGCAAGGGGCAUGAGCUUGAUUUCACGUCUUGACGUGAUUAAUGAACAAGCAGCUAGCUGAUGUCACUAUUCCGCAGUGGGCCUUGGCCACCCACUUUGCAAAUUAAGUACCUCUCUUUUUGCGCUGACAGCUUCGGUAUUAGUAGUACUAUCUCCUACUCCGGCAAGCUCAGGAAGACUUGAAAUACAGCACUUCCGCAGGAACUCUCUAAUUCCCUUCUUUCAAUGUCGCUCGUUUCGAUAUCUUACUCUCGUUUUAUCCAUAGUCGACCGACCUAAUAAUGUCACGACUGUUCGUUACCCAGUUGCUAGGACUGGCAGCUCUCCUUCUUUCGCCAGCUUCAUCGGCUCCCACUACCGGUUGCGAUUGGCGGAACGCAAGCGAGGUCACAACAUUGCAGUCCGUCCCUGGAACACAGUCGCUCGAGAACAUUGCCGUUCGGGAAAAUGGAAAUCUUCUAGCCACGUCUACAGCCUCGCCGACCCUUUUCGACCUGUCGCCUGAAGCCAAGCAUGCGCCGAUCCCUGUUGCCACUAUCGACGGCGUCAACAGUCUCCUCGGAAUCACCGAACUCGGCGAGAAGGAUGUCUUCUACGUCCUCGGAUCAAACCUGACCUCGACCGAAAACUCGAAUGGCUUGUGGAAAGUCGACCUCCGCAACUUCCGCACCUCGCACAACGGAACUGUGCUCGAACCAGCUGUGCUUUCGCUCGUCACGCUCAUCCCGUCCGCUCUUCAGCUCAACGGCAUGGCUCGCUUAGCCAAGAACGACACCCAGAACUUGCUCAUGUCCGACUCUGCCCGUGGAACCGUUCUUCGACUUAACGUGAACACCAAAGCUGUCGAGACGGUCCUUUCUGAGCCCGAGAUGGCUCCGGUAUCAUCGAGUUCGAGCAUCAGCGUCGCUGUCAACGGAAUUCGCAUCCGGGGCAACAAACUCUAUUUCGUGAGCUUGGACCAAGGCCUAUUUGGCAGAGUCCCCAUCUCCCUCACCACCGGGUUGGCCACUGGCCCCGUUGAGACUCUGACUACCAACAUUACCUUUGAUGACGACUUCGCACUGUCGAGAGACGGCAAGACUGCCUACGUUGCAACGAACGGCCCUCUGGAGGUUCUCGGAGUUGACUUGGUACAUGGAGGAAAGACUGUUGUUGCGUCCUCGCCUCUCCUCGGGGCUGCUUCAUCGGUGGCUAUUGACUUGCACCAGCCUCGCAAGGUGUUGUACGUGACAGGCGCCGUGGCAUCUGGCAACAGCACUGUUGGCCAUGUGUCCCGCGUUACUUUGAGGUGCUAGGCUAAGGCUUGAGGAGCCUCAGAGCAGUUUCCUCUCUUUUUUUGCAUCGGGUACGAUGCUAUUGUCGAUAAUAUGUCCAUGUAAAUAAGACGGGUCUCUUUCGUGAGAUCACGGGUUUUUAUUAUUGUGAACUUCACAAGUGUAGUGAAUAUUGCAGCCUGGAAUGAACGAAACAAAAUGGGGUAUUAUUGGUCAAAACUCGUUGUCUAAAUGCUCUUCUUCCGCACUUCCCACCAGCUAUGUAACGGCGGAGCUCCCGAGCAUAAUAUGUUUAUCGGAGUCUUCAAC